Acanthochromis polyacanthus (spiny chromis) is the source of this 4369-nucleotide messenger RNA. It is a transcript of the gene pknox1.1, whose product is annotated as pbx/knotted 1 homeobox 1.1. The record is from RefSeq and is a predicted model, not a curated record. The coding region runs from base 1189 to 2547 and encodes 452 amino acids. The transcript is spliced from 11 exons. Gene Ontology annotation, molecular function: DNA-binding transcription factor activity, RNA polymerase II-specific; RNA polymerase II cis-regulatory region sequence-specific DNA binding. NCBI's taxonomy places the organism in Eukaryota, Metazoa, Chordata, Actinopteri, Pomacentridae. Gene Ontology annotation, biological process: angiogenesis; regulation of transcription by RNA polymerase II.
UGUCACUCAAAAUCCCUCUUUUUCCGUUCCCUAUCAAUCAAACAAUCUGGGCCGCACGCAAAAAUGCCCCGGGGCGAGGAGCACGGACCUAGUCAGGGUAGCGGAGGGUGUUUUAAGAAGGGUGGCAGAAGCAGCACAGCUACGGGGGAAAAAAACUAUACAAGGGAGGGGGGUAAAAAUAUGUCGGCAUUUUGGGGGCAGAGGAGGAUUGUGGAAAAGCAAAGGGCGAGAGCUAGAAACGAGGCCCGACAGCUGUAACGUUAGCGUGUAGGGGAGGGGAAGGAGAGGGCAGCUGUCCCCGCAUGAGUGAUUGACUGAUGGGGGAAGGAUUUGAGGAUCAACCGGGCUAGCCUGGUGUGCAGUCUAUGCUUAGUAUUGUUGCAGUCGAAUUACUAUACACAGCUGACAAGACAUACAUAUUAAUUUACAAUGUUAAUUGUUAACGCUGAAGCGAGCGGUGGUGUCUUAUUUCGACAAAAGCUCCAUUCGUAUCAAUUCGCAGCAGGGUCUCUUUUUUUGUACCUGGCUAGCUAGAUUAGCUUGUUUUUGGCAGUGAUUCCCCUCGCUAAAUAUGGCGCUUUGCAUUUUGGCUAUACAGUACGAGCAUGAAUAACACUUUAAAGUUAACAGUUAGCUACCUUGCUAAUGUUAGCUCGGCCGAACGAUUGCCUUAGGUUAACCACAGAUUGGGUGCGCAAGCUAACGCUAAAUGUAUAAAUGUAGCUAAAUAUCGAGGGAAAACAAGGUUUGUUUUAACUGAGGUACUGAGUUUACGAACAAUGUUGUCCCAGUUAAAGGAUAGUCGGCCAAUGUUAGCCCAAAAGAUUUGUUAAACUUUUAUCUUCCCUUGCCGCCUCGAUCGGUGUCUGGAGCUAACGCAGGCUAAAAAGCUAUGUCGUGGUGGGUGUGUUAACAGCGGUUGAAGGGUAACGCUAACAUAAGCUCACUAUUAUCAUUAUAACAUACCUUAGGUUCUCAAUGUCAGUCUCCUGUCGUUUUUAAGAGUGGCCCAUAUAAGCUAUAUGGAACUAAAUUAGUAAACCCUGACCAAAUGAUUCUUGUCCGAGUUUUGUUUUGAGGGUCCCACUAUGUUACCUUGAUUUGCCCAGAUGUGUAUGCAUUUACGGUCGGCCACCUAUCCCUUCUCUCUAUAAUGCCCCAGUGUUUGCAGCGUCUGCAGUGAACGUGAUGGCAGCCCAGUCGGUUUCCAUAGACAAGUACCCAAAGGGCGAGCAGCAGAUGCAAGGUGUAGUGAAAGUAGACAGCGAUUCGGAGCAGAAGUUUAUUGAGGGGACAUUGGCAGAGGUGCCCAGCCCAGCACCCACAGAGCCACAGACACCCAUGGACGCAGACAAAGCAUCCAUUUAUCGGCAUCCCCUGUUCCCUCUAUUGGCCCUGUUGUUUGAGAAGUGUGAACAGUCUACACUGAGCUCUGAAUGCAUCACCUCAGCAAGCUUUGAUGUGGACAUUGAGAACUUUGUCCGCAAUCAGGAGAAGGAGGGGAAACCAUUCUUCAGUGAAGACCCUGAACUUGACAACCUGAUGGUGAAAGCCAUCCAGGUGCUGCGAAUCCAUCUGCUGGAGUUGGAGAAGGUGAGUGAUCUGUGUAAAGACUUCUGCAGCCGCUACAUCGCCUGCCUCAAGACUAAGAUGAACAGUGAGACCCUUCUGAGUGGAGAGCCGGGAAGCCCAUAUUCCCCUGUACAAGGCCAGGCUCAAAGCUUUUCACCCACCAAGACUCAGACCCCCAGUUCCAUCUCGGGGACCAUCAGCCCCCAAGGUCAAAUUGUAGUGCCAGCAUCAGCCCUGCAGCAAGGAAAUGUUACUGUGACAGCUGUCAACCCAACCCAGGUGGUCGCAGGUAUGUCGCCAUGGCAUACAACCCCUUCCUCAGGUGGCACAGUGUACCAGCCAGUCACAGUCGUCACUCCUCAGGGCCAGGUGGUAACACAGGCUCUUUCUCCUGGGACAAUACGCGUCCAAAACAAUCAGCUUCAGCUGCAGUUUCACCAGGACUUGAACCUCUUUAAUCAUGAUGACAGCUCAACCAAGAACAAGCGGGGUGUUCUACCCAAACAUGCCACCAAUGUCAUGCGUUCGUGGCUCUUUCAGCACAUUGGGCAUCCCUAUCCUACAGAAGAUGAAAAGAAACAGAUUGCCACUCAGACAAACCUGACACUUCUGCAGGUCAACAACUGGUUUAUAAAUGCACGGAGACGGAUCUUGCAGCCCAUGUUGGAUGCCAGCUCCUCUGAGACACCCAAAGCCAAGAAGAAAACGCCUCAAAACAGGCCACUGCAGCGCUUUUGGCCGGACUCCAUCGCAGCAGGCGGAGGGAGCCAGCAGCAAGUUACCAUGCCAGAUGGUACAAUGGUGACCAUGAACGUUGAGGGCCUGCAGAGCCUGACAUCAGACGGCGCCACGCUGGCAGUACAGCAGGUUAUGCUGGGAGGCCACAGUGAAGAUGAAUCAGGGGACAGUGGAGAUGAGGAUGAUGACACAGAUAUGGCUGGGCUGGGCCUGGACAACAGCGACUCGUUGCAGUAGAGGACACAAUCCCUCACACACUGAUCUACACAUUCACAAGACAUGCAUAAAUAGGUCUACAGAACACAGGUGCAGGAGGUUUACAUAGAGCACAAAAGCACAGGACCUGCCGGAAAAUGGUCCUAAACUCUUCCAACCCUUCAUCCUGCUGAACUGCUGUAUGCUUUGUGUGUGUGUGUGUGUGUGUGUGUGUGUGUGUGUGUGUGUGUGUGUGUGUGUGUGUGUGUGUGUGUGUGUGUGUGUGUGUGUGUGUGUGUGUGUGUGUGUGUGUGUGUGUGUGUGUGUGUGUGUGUGUGUGUGUGUGUGUGUGUGUGUGUACAUCAGGAGUUUCAUUUCAGAGACCGUUUAUUUUCCCAUUAAAUUUAGUUGAGUGCACUUUUUUGUAUAUUUAAGCUCAAAAAGAUUAAAUCAAACGGAAAAAAUAAGUGUUAAAAACACAUAAGGCAAAUUUUUAUGCCGUCUUAGUAAAUCUUGAUUGACUUUAUUUUUCCUUCCUUUCUUUUUUUUUGCCGCUGUACCUUUUCCCCAGUUGAAUUAUAAUUUUGGAUGCCAACACAGGUUGUAUCUGUAAGGGUUUGUCUUCACUUUUUGCAUGCUUGUGUUUUGAGUAAAUGUACACACUCUUACAAUUUAUUCCAUGGCUCUCCAACAGGCUCCCACCGGCCAAACAGAGAACAAGUGGAAAGAUUGAAAAGAAAAAAAGAGGAGAAAUGCUUAUUUUUAUAUACAGACAUGAAAUUUGUGUGUUUUGUUUCAUUUUUGUGUUCACUUGUUUUGUAAGGAAUAUUAAUGUACAGAUAUUAAUGUACAGAUUCAUAAUUGAAGCUAGCAACCCUGUUUUUCAGGGUUAUGUGAAGUUUUCUAAAUAACAUAAAAAGGAAUUGAAUGCUCAUGAAAAUUGCUAUUCAAAUUGGUUUUAACUUACAAUACUAACAAGGCCUUAUCUGUUCUUUUCUAGAGAUUUCUAGCUAAGAAGCACAUAAAGAAAAUCCGACCCUUGGAGAAAUUGGUCAAAAAGACACUAAACUACGCAACACUUUUGUGCUCUGUAAAGCAUUGUUAAUACUUUUAUUUUGUGUACUGCAAUACCCCAGUUGUCUGAAGAUGUUAUCUUACACAGUAAUGUGACUGCAGUGCUUCAGCAUUUUAGAAAUAUACAGUUCAAGUUUUACUCACAUUGUGUAUACCAUACAUCUUUUAAUCAUUUUUACAAUAGUUGCGUAGGCACCACUUUCUCAAAUCCACAAUUCAGAACACUAUGCUAAAUCACAUGGUCCUGAGAUGGAAAGCCCUGGUAGGGCAGUUCCUCAGUGAGAUAUGUAAUCUAUCAUCAAGAGGCAGUGUAUGUUUUGCUCACAUUCAACUUUUAUUUAUGUACAUGUAUAUGCUACUGCAUUGAAAACAGAGAGCAGUUGGAAAGCUAGUCCUUGUUUAUAGCCUGCCUGAAGGAAUGAGAGUAAGCGCUGUACCCUCUGUUGGCCCCCCUGCCACUACAGACGAUGUAGUGAAAAAUCUGAAAUCUCAUUAGCAAAAUGUUGAUAUUACUGCACAAAUUGGGGUGCCUCUUCUUUAGAUAACUGUAAUAAUGUACUGUACAACAGUUUUCUGUUAAUAGAUGCAGUAAUCUUUUUUUCUAUCCUUGUAAAGUUGAGACCCGGUUGAUUUAAUAUGGCCUGAGGGUUUAGUGACUCUGGGUGGGCCUUUGUUGAGCUCUCGGUUCUUCACUUGUGUCUGUCUUGCUUUAUAUGAAGCGUUGUUCACUUUUCUCUUGUUUGUUUUGCCUUAGAGCUUUCUAUUUUGGAAUAAAUGAUGCCCAACUCUC